GAAGUAUUAAAAGUGAUGCGCACCAUAGAUGACAGAAUUGUCCAUGCCCUCAAUACUACUGUGCCCACUGCAUCCUUUUCAGACAAAGUGGAUGCCACACAGACCUGCAAAGAACUUUACGAAUCUCUCAUGGAAGCUCAUCUUUCCAGAGAUAAGACAAUAAAGUCAUGCAUUACAGAGACCUCUGCUGUCGUCGGGCAGUUACGUGAAGAGAGGGCAAAAGACAGCGACAACUUGUCAAUAAUCAAGCAACUCAGGAAAGAGCAAACUAAGUUAAAACUCAUGCAGUCUGAGCUAAAUGUUGAAGAAGUGGUUAAUGACCAGAGUCUGAAGGUUUUCAAUGAAAGGUGCUGAAUUCACUACAUCCCUCCCAAGAUCAAGUGAAUAAUACUUCUGUCAACACAGUUGUUCUGCGGAAAACACCUGGAGCUGAGCCUGGACAUUGUCACUGACCCCACACACCCUCCUCCAUCAUUAUGCUCUGUGGCUUUGUGUUUCUACAGUGAGGAAACACUACUGUCGCCCGAGUCCUGUAAACCUUUUCGUACAAAUUGUACCAAAGAUUUCAUAAACCAUGAAAAGUUGUCAUUUGAAGUGAAAGGGACGUCUGUUCUCAGAUGUUGAUGUGCACCUGUGUCAAAGGUU
This is a messenger RNA of Onychostoma macrolepis, 645 nucleotides long. RefSeq names its product protein MIX23-like. The record is from RefSeq and is a predicted model, not a curated record. Lineage: Eukaryota; Metazoa; Chordata; Actinopteri; Cypriniformes; Cyprinidae. The transcript has 4 exons. Bases 16 to 354 code for a protein of 112 amino acids. Gene Ontology annotation, cellular component: mitochondrial intermembrane space; mitochondrion.